AAAAAGAAACGCCUUUUAGCUUGCUUUGUUUGCGUGAGAGUUUAUCAAAUAUGAAGCUCUGGUUGGCCCGUUAGUAAUGCAGGUAUUACGACACAAACAUAUUUAUGUGCAGUGUCCCAAACAUCAAACCACAAUGACAUCAUUUGUGGUUAAACCAAUUAUACAAACUCCCGCAUUUCUUGUAAAUGCCUGUGGUGCAAAGUUCUUCACCGGACACCUGUUAUCCUAUUUCUGUAACAACACAAAGCAGUACAAAUUUGCGAGACUCUCCCUACAGCCUCAGAGGAGUCAUACAGAGGGUGAAAGCCAACACUGGUGACGGAAAGGUGACCCAUAAAGCCGGAGAAAUAUUUUAUUAGGAAAUCACUUAGAAUAUUUUGAAAAUCGGGACAAAUGAAACUGGACAAGGAUUCGAAGAUGAAUAUGAUUUCUACGUUUGUCGUUAUUAUGUAUACCAUCCCCGGGGCUGUAGGUGAUUCCAGGUGUAGAGCUAUUGGUGGAAACUGCCAGUAUGAUUUAAGUUCAUGUCCGGGAGGGGUGAGGAGUGGAUUGUGUAAUGGACCCAGGGCCAGGCGAUGUUGUCUACCUGCUCCUUCUACGGGUGGCCCCUGUUUAACGUCAUCAGAAAUGACGGCCCUGGAGAAUAAGCUGAUAACGUACGAGGCGAUCCGAUUAACAGCUUAUGACCCACAGCCGCAGAGCAGAUACGAAGACCUGACCAUCUGUGUCGGGUUUAACUUGAAGAGAGGUGGGGCCAGAACCGUUUUCAGAUCAGUGCUGCCAGGAGUAGACUUUGAUUCGGUUUACAACCGCCGGGCUUCACUCACAAGGAAUCAGUGCAUGGCACUAUCCCGGCAUGACCUGACACAAACUUACAUCCCGAGGGCUAAAAGAGUUGCCGGAAAUCAAUUCUGCGGUUUUCCGGAAAAUGUGAAGAUCGCGAUUGUCAACGCCGUCUACCGAGGGGAUUUGGCUUAUAAUCACAGAACCGCUGGUUACAUCAGGGCCGGUAACUGGUGUGCCGUGGCAGACGAAUACCUGGACAAUUAUCAGUACAGAAAUUGUCGGCGGCUGGGUAUCCCAGGGGUGUGUACCCGGUUGGACUGGAACGCAGCACAAUUCAGGACAAUGUGCUAAAUGUAUUGUCAAAUUCAAAUCCAUUUAAUAUGAAUAUGUCAUUCAAAAACGUAAAAUCCUGUCACCUUAUUCUCUUUUACGUCUUUUUGAUGAACCGUGUCAAGUUUAUACGAUUCAGUGCAUUUGUGCUGCCUGUAACAGACAU
This is a messenger RNA of Liolophura sinensis, 1282 nucleotides long. RefSeq lists its product as uncharacterized. Gene Ontology annotation, molecular function: lysozyme activity. The transcript is spliced from 6 exons. NCBI's taxonomy places the organism in Eukaryota, Metazoa, Mollusca, Polyplacophora, Chitonida, Chitonidae. The record is from RefSeq and is a predicted model, not a curated record. The coding region runs from base 394 to 1137 and encodes 247 amino acids.